AAUUAACAAAAACAAAACAAAACAAAAACACAGGUCAGGCUUUUGCCCUGGAAUCAAGGGCACUCUUUAAAAAACAACACACAUUUCUGAGUCUCAGAUAGGCCAGGACUGAUACUGGGAGUAUUAACAAUCAUCUUAGCUUCUUCCUCAACACGUCCCUGGAAAGUGCAUUCCCAAUUCACAGAUCAGGAAACGAAGGCUCAUAAGGAUUAGACAAAGUGCAGAGCCAAGACUUGAAUGCUGGUGUCAGAUGAUCUGAUGCCACAUCCGUGACCCUGCGCGGCCCACACCUGUCUCGGAUGGGCCUGCUUCCCCUGGGGACUGUCAUGUCUUCCUGUUCUCGAGAUGCUCUGGUCUCGCCUCCACUUCCUCACACCCCCCACCCAGAGCCCUGACCCUGUGCUUCUCCCCAUCAGGUGUGACCCAGGCUGGGAGGGGCCGCACUGUGAGCGCUGUGUGAGGAUGCCUGGCUGCCAGCACGGUUCCUGCCACCAGCCCUGGCAGUGCAUCUGUCAUGGUGGCUGGGCGGGCAAGUUCUGUGACAAAGAUGAGCACAUCUGUACCACGCAGUCCCCCUGCCGGAAUGGAGGCCAGUGCGUAUAUGAUGGGGGUGGCGAGUACCACUGUGUGUGCCUACCGGGCUUCCACGGACGGGACUGUGAGCGCAAGACUGGACCCUGUGAGCAGGCAGGCUCCCCGUGCCAGAAUGGCGGCCAGUGCCAGGACGACCAGGGCUUUGCCCUCAACUUCACGUGCCGCUGCUUGGCAGGCUUUGUGGGCGCCCACUGUGAGGUGAAUGUGGACGACUGUCUGAUGCGGCCGUGUGCUAACGGCGCCACCUGUCUGGAUGGCAUAAACCGCUUCUCCUGCCUCUGCCCGGAGGGCUUUGCUGGACGCUUUUGCACCAUCAACCUGGAUGACUGUGCCAGCCGCCCAUGCCAGAGAGGGGCCCGCUGUCGGGACCGGGUCCAUGACUUCGACUGUCUCUGUCCCAGCGGCUAUGGCGGCAAGACUUGUGAGCUCGUCUUACCUGGCCCAGCCCCUGCCACCCUGGCAGACAUGCCCCUGGGGCCCACCUCGGCUAUGGUGGUCCCUGCCACGGGGCCUGUCCCCCACAGCGCAGGGGCUGGCCUGCUGCGCAUCUCGGUGAAGGAGGUGGUGCGUAGGCAAGAGGCCAGGCUGGGCGAGUCUAGCCUGGUGGCCGUGGUGGUGUUCGGGGCCCUCACUGCCACCCUGGUCCUGUCCACGGUGUUGCUGACCCUGAGGGCCUGGCGCCGGGGCGUCUGUCCCCCUGGACCCUGUUGCUACUCUGGACCGCACUAUGCCCCGGCACGCCAGGACCAAGAAUGUCAGGUCAGCAUGCUGCCUGCAGGGCUCCCCCUGCCACCUGACCUGCCCCCCGAGCCUGGAAAGACCACGGCACUGUGAUGGCGGUGGGGCUUCUGUGCCGCCUCCACCUCCUCUGUCCUUCAGACUGGAAUGGUCCUCACUUGCCACCCCUCAGUGGCUUCACACAAGAAAUAUUAUUUUUUUAAUACACAGAAUGUAAGAUGGGAAUCUUAUUCAAUAAAACUAUGAAGU
Myotis davidii is the source of this 1581-nucleotide messenger RNA. RefSeq names its product delta-like 2 homolog (Drosophila) (gene DLK2). Gene Ontology annotation, cellular component: plasma membrane; protein-containing complex. Gene Ontology annotation, biological process: heterophilic cell-cell adhesion; establishment or maintenance of epithelial cell apical/basal polarity. NCBI's taxonomy places the organism in Eukaryota, Metazoa, Chordata, Mammalia, Chiroptera, Vespertilionidae. Bases 346 to 1428 code for a protein of 360 amino acids. Gene Ontology annotation, molecular function: calcium ion binding. The record is from RefSeq and is a predicted model, not a curated record. The transcript has 3 exons.